Molecule: messenger RNA, 651 nt
Organism: Aethalodelphis obliquidens (Pacific white-sided dolphin)
Lineage: Eukaryota; Metazoa; Chordata; Mammalia; Artiodactyla; Delphinidae
Product: basic proline-rich protein-like
Exons: 2
Coding region: 97-552 (151 amino acids)
Source: RefSeq, a predicted model, not a curated record
GCAGGCCAAGUGGGUUUCCAGUGGGCGCCGUAGGGGCUCACCUGCCCAACAGCACAGAGGAGGACGGAGAGGAGGAGAAGCCCUGGGGUCCCCGCCAUGCUGAGCACCACCCCGCGCCGGGUCGCCCGCCCGGACCCCGGCUCGCCGCGCCGCUCAGACAGGUGUGGGGGCCGGGAGCGCGCGCGCAGCUCCCAUGCCGGCUUGGCGGCGCGACUGAGUGCUAGCGGGCGGGCGGGCAAGCAGUGCCGGCGGCUGCCGGGUCCGCCCCCCGCGCCGCCGGAGCCCGCCCGCCCCGCCUCCGCUCUCGGGGAAGCCGCUCGGCCGCCACCCGCCCGCCCCCCCCGACCCCCGCCCGCGGCCCGCGGCCCGCGCCCCCGCCCCUCGCCGCCCGCAACCGGUCCGAGCCGGGCGCGCAGCCGGGAGGACGCGCGGCCUUGCGGCCCCGCGCAGGUGGCCCGGCGCAGCUCGCCUGUCCCGGCCUCUCCGUGCCAGCCCGCGCCGGCUCUCGGGGAAGGGCCCGCCCUGGCCGGGGACCCGCGCAACCCUUCCUGAGCGAGCCUGGGGCCUUCGCUGCCUGCGGUCCGCCGCCUGCUCGCAAAGACCAGGGGCCCCUAAAGUCGACAGCCGAGAUCUGGGGCCGCGGGCCACACC